GGGAGCACCGAGCCCUGGGGUCAGGGUCCACGGGGAAGCUGGUCUCUGCUGGCACGGGAUGCACUGCGCUGCGGUGCUGCUUGCUUCACGGGCAGCCUCCGCUGCUCCUCUCCGGACUCGCCACACCAUGGCCGCCAACCUGCUCCACAUCCUCCCGCCCCAGCGGCUGCUCCGGCCCCUGGCCGUGCCAGAGAGGCUGCUGCUGGGGCCGGGGCCCAGCAACGUGCCCCCCCGCAUCCUGGCUGCAGGCGGCCGGCAGCUCCUGGGCCACAUGCACCCCGAGGUGCUGCAGGUGAUGGAUGACAUUAAGGUGGGCAUCCAGUACGCUUUCCAGACACGGAACCAGCUUACCCUGGCUAUCAGUGGCACUGGCCACUGUGCCAUGGAGGCUGCCUUCCUCAACCUGAUAGAGCAUGGCGACACAGUGCUGGUGGCUGUCAAUGGCAUCUGGGGACAGCGUGCGGCCGACAUCGCCAGGAGGCUGGGAGCCAGUGUACAUGAACUGCUGAAGCCCCCAGGCGAGUACUUCACUCCCUGGGACAUUGAGGAGGGCCUGCUACAGCACAAGCCCUCAGUGCUCUUCAUCACCCAUGGCGAGUCCUCCACAGGGGUGCUGCAGCCGCUGGAGGGGCUGGGCAAGCUGUGCCACCGGCAUGGCUGCCUGCUGCUUGUGGAUGCGGUGGCAUCACUCGGGGGAGCCCCCAUCUUCAUGGACCAGCAGGAGAUCGACAUCCUGUACUCGGGGUCUCAGAAAGUCCUUAAUGCACCCCCCGGAAGCGCGCCCAUCUCAUUCAGUGAGCAAGCCAGGGAGAAGGUUCUAAGGAGGAAGACAAGCCCCCCGUCCUUCUACCUGGACAUACGUUGGCUGGCAAACUACUGGGGCUGUGAUGGAGAGCCGCGAAGGUACCACCACACGGCUCCCAUCAACAGCUUCUUCAGCCUGCGGGAAGGCUUGGCCAUGCUGGCAGAGGUGGGUCUGGAGAACUCCUGGGAGCACCACCGGGUCAACUGUGCCCAGCUGUGCCAGGGGCUGCGCGACCUGGGGCUUGAGCUCUAUGUGAAGGAGGAGCAAGCGAGGCUUCCCACCAUCACCACCGUCAGGGUGCCUGAGGGCUACGACUGGAAGGAGAUCACAGCCUUUCUCAUGGACAACCAUGCCAUCGAGAUCUCCGGGGGCCUGGGCCCCUCAGUGGGCAAGGUCCUGCGAAUCGGCCUCAUGGGCUGCAACUCGACCAGAAGGAAUGUGGACCGUGUGCUGCACGCCCUGCGAGAUGCCCUGAGGUGCUGCCGCCGCAGCAGGCUCUAAGCACCCCCUCUCCCCAUGAUGCCGGCAGGAAACACCACAGCACCCAGCAACCCAAGCCAGAGCCGGAGGGAGAAGCUGGAAGAGCAGGGGAUGUGGAGGUGAGGGCUGUGGCUUGGCAGAUGCAGGACUUGACUCAAAACCCCUUCUCUCAGUGCCUGUGCAUAGUCACUCCCACCCUGGUGGCCU
Molecule: messenger RNA, 1492 nt
Organism: Neopsephotus bourkii (Bourke's parrot)
Lineage: Eukaryota; Metazoa; Chordata; Aves; Psittaciformes; Psittacidae
Gene: AGXT
Product: alanine--glyoxylate aminotransferase
Exons: 11
Coding region: 59-1306 (415 amino acids)
Cellular component (GO): peroxisome
Molecular function (GO): L-alanine:glyoxylate transaminase activity; L-serine:pyruvate transaminase activity
Source: RefSeq, a predicted model, not a curated record